AUGGACAUGGUACGGAAGCAUUGUGUGGAGGGAACAGGCAAUUACGAUACUGCAAAAGCUUGUGUUGAUCGAACCCACCAAAUGAUCAGAAUGUUCAAAGAAGCCACCUACAACUUUGUACCACCUAAAGACAACAUUGACAAAGUACCACUUGGUGCUUCUUCUGCAUCCAUGUAUCCAGGGUAUUCUCCUGCAGACCAUAUCUAUGGUGAAGCUGCCCAGGAGUACGGUGAGCGUGCUGCGGAGCUUAAGCGCAAAGGCGUCGAUUUGCAGCUUGAUCCCAACGGACCACAGUAUGUGGUCGGACAGAACAAGAAACCACGACUACUAAGUCAGGAACCUGAGACCCUGGCUGGUUCCGUCUCUUCCACAAGCGCACCUAGCAUGAGAAGCCAAGGCCAAGGAGGCGAGCCGAUGGAAGGAGUCGAGCUGUCCACAGGCGAGCCGCAGUACUUCGUGAUCGAUUCGAAACCGAGUGUGGUGGCAGAUCUUGGCGAGAUGCAGAAGCAGAAGAAUAAAGCCAAUGACAAAGCUAAACGACGAGUUUCGUUCAAGGAGGAGCAGGAGGGUGAGGCGGCCAGCAACAACAGCUUUGAGCCACGGAAGCAUAAGAAGGCGAAGAUGAUCACCAGUGAGACUCCUGCUGCCGUCAUACCCGAACCAGCAGUGCAAGAGGAAGAUAUUUCUGCAGAGGUAGAGGCUCGUCUGAAGGCAAAAGAGGAGAAACGGAAGCGCAAGGAGGAAAAGAAGCGAAAGCGGUAUAGUGGAGAUUCAUCGGAGAUCGCGCAAGGCGAGACUCCUACAAUACCGGCAGGUGCGCCUGACGGAACAUCAUCAACGUCAAUCGAGAAGCCUAAGAAGAAAAUGCGCAAAUUAGACCAGAGUGAGCAAACUGAUACGGCAGAGCUAUCAAUCAAGGCCGAUGCUGAGAAAGAAUCCAAGAAAGACAAGAAGAAAAAGAAGCAAAAGGCUACUAUAAAUGGAGAAGAUUGUGCAGGCCUUGCGGAAACUGAGAAUGUGAAGCCCAGGAAAAAGAAGAAGGAUACAACCACUUCGGGCUAG
Molecule: messenger RNA, 1062 nt
Organism: Endocarpon pusillum Z07020
Lineage: Eukaryota; Fungi; Ascomycota; Eurotiomycetes; Verrucariales; Verrucariaceae
Exons: 2
Coding region: 1-1062 (353 amino acids)
Source: RefSeq, a predicted model, not a curated record